This is a messenger RNA of Anarrhichthys ocellatus (wolf-eel), 3950 nucleotides long. It is a transcript of the gene supt3h, whose product is annotated as SPT3 homolog, SAGA and STAGA complex component. Gene Ontology annotation, molecular function: transcription coactivator activity; protein heterodimerization activity. Gene Ontology annotation, biological process: transcription by RNA polymerase II. The transcript has 11 exons. The record is from RefSeq and is a predicted model, not a curated record. The coding region runs from base 1147 to 2247 and encodes 366 amino acids. NCBI's taxonomy places the organism in Eukaryota, Metazoa, Chordata, Actinopteri, Perciformes, Anarhichadidae.
UUCAAACUAUUUGUGGACCUUUUAGUCUUCCUCUCCUCCUCCUCGUGUCUGUUUCUGUUUCUCUCUCCUCUUCAUUGUGUUUUAUUCACCGCAGUGUUUGAAUACGAGGGAGCUGCGCUGUAUUAUCAUUCAGAUUCUACUGCCGGAGGGGAAGUUACUGCGGUCAACACCACCUGUCCACCCUGUGUGUGUGUGUGUGUGUGUGUGUGUGUGUGUGUGUGUGUGUGUGUUGCUGUGCCCCAGCUCUCUUCUGCUAUCUUGUUGUUUUAGGCUCAUGGCUCAGCUUCACUUCUGAUGACUCGUUGUGUUUUUAGACUAAAUCAUGCUCACGUGUUACAUUACAGACUAUAUUUAGACUAGUGACUGUCUUUUGUUGACAUUGACACAUUAUGCUUGUGUUUUGGGAGGAAAUAUUUUAGUUUUUUUUUUAAAUUUCACAUCUUAGAGACGUUUAAAGUUCAGCACUGUGAUCUUUAAUUUCUAUACUCAAUUAUCAGUUUAUCAAGAUACACCGAGCCAAAGGCAGCAGCGGUGGAGGUGGAAGAAGUAUUCAGAUCCUUAACUUAAGUAAAAGUACUAAUACCACAAAAGUCCUGCAUUCAAAACCUUAGUAUGUAGAGUAUAAGUAUUUAUUAUGCAGUACAAUGUUCCCUGUCAGUAUUUUACUAUAAUAUAUGAUGUUUCUAAAUUAAUACCACAGCUCUAUUAAUGUGUGUGUUGCAUUUUAACCCAUAUCAUAUUCUAUAAGACCAUCACGUGUUUGUAGCGUCUCUGUCCUGUGAGAACCACGUAUCUCUAAGAACAGCUUGUUUUAAGCUUUGUGACGAUCUUCCAGCUGAUCCAAGAGGCUUUUUAAAGUUUGUUUAGCUGGAGAAGGAUAUUCUCGACAUUAAAGGAAACCCUUCCUCCUUCAGUUCAUCACAAACAUUCUACAUCAACACAUCUGGAGAUACGUGGCUCUCACCAGCAAGAAAAACUGUAAUCUGUAAAGUAACUAAAGCUGUCAGACAAAUGUAGUGGAGUAGAAGUAUCAAGUUGCAUGAAAUACUCAAGUAAAAGUAACUGCAGCCUGUAAAAUGUGACACAGCUCUCUGCUUCCACGGUGAGCUACAAUGAUCCUUCAGUUAAGUGUGAUCUCCUAGUUUAAUGCAGAUGUGUUUGUUUCAGGCUGUGGUGAUGAGCAGUCCCAUGGCUGGCUCCGCAGCCUCCAGUUCUAAAGAGCGUCCAGCAUCCAGGAUCAGUUUCAUCCCAGAGCUGCAGAGCAUGAUGUUCGCUCUGGGAGACGCUCGCAGGCCGCCGCACGAGACAGCAGCUCUGGUGGAGGACAUCGUGCACACGCAGCUCAUUACGAUGCUGCAUCAGGCCUGUGAGGGGGCGUGUCUUCGUGGGUCGAGGGUCAUUUCAGUUGAGGACAUCCUGUUCCUGAUGAGGAGGGACAAGAGGAAGGUGGCGAGGUUAUUGAAAUAUCUCCAGUUCAGAGAUUAUAAAUCCAAACUACUCAAAUCUCUGGAGGAUGACGAGAUGCAGCAAGAAACGGACAGGUCGGCCAGUGCUGCAGGUGCUGCUGCUGGCGGAAACCAGCGGAGGCAGCGAUUGGCUCAGGACUUCCUGGUGGGGAUGGAUCAGACCGGAGAGCUCCUGUCAUUGGCUGAGCGGCAGGAAGUAGACCCCAUCAAACAGGAGCGGAUGGAGCGUUUAGAGCGUCAGACUCGAGCUAUGGACCAGGGGCAGUACUCUGAGUUCUGUGAGAGUCGACAGCUCAGUUUUGCAAAGAAGGCGUCGAAGUUUCGAGACUGGCUCGACUGCAGCAGUUUAGAGAUAAAACCCAACAGCAUCUCCAUGGAGAUCCUGUCCUACCUGGCCUACGAGACUGUUGCUCAGAUUGUGGAUUUGUCUCUGUUGGUAAAGCAAGAAAUGACUGCAAAAACAAAUCCCAUCAGUCAUGUGAUCUCUGCCAGCUACAUCCAGUACAACACUCAUACUGAGGUAAAGAAGGAUCCAGACUCACCUGAAGCCACUCCCCCUUCUACUCCAGGCUCCUCCCAUGCAUCAAAGCCCCUCCCACAGGGUAACGGCAGUCUCGACGGCAGGGCAAGACAGAGAAAACGCAAAAAGAGCUGUCCGGCUACAGUGGAGCCUCCUAGUGGAGCCAUCCAGCCCUGUCACAUCAGAGAGGCCAUCAGAAGAUAUAACUACAGACACACAAGUGCUUAUUGCAGGAGUGGGAUGGCCUUCCUCACCUGCUGAACAUCAAACCUAUUAUUAAAAGUACCUGCAUGAAUAUUUUUUGUUGUAAUAAAGACACUUCAUUAAGCCCUUGUUUGCAUUUCUGAGAAACAAUGAUUCACUAAGACUGUUAGAAUACACCAGAUUAGUAUUUUACACAAACAGACACGUGAUGCAAUAUUUUCAGUUUGGAAAAAAAACUUUAUUGGUCACUAAUACAGAAAUACAAGGUACUACUGAGCAUGCUCACAACUCAGCUUGUGACGUUAUAGCAACACGGAGGCGGGGCUUAGCUCUGGAAUUGACGCAAAUAUUGAACAAAAAAAUAAAAAGUGACGACUCGUUUCUAAAUGCAGCUGCUUGCUUGAUAAACAUAUCCAUAACGAGUAUCCAAGUGUGUGCAGUAUGAAUGUGUGCGUGUUAGUAUUUCUGAGCGCUGUUGAUCAUCGCCUCCCUCUCCAUCACGAUCUCUCCGUAUCGCUGCUGAAGUUCUCGCUCACGCUCCAUCUGCCUCUCCACGUCCUCCCGCAGAGCCUAAAACACACAGAAUGACGAUUAGCCCGUGAAGCUUCUUUACAUUGAAGAUGGAAUCAACAGUGACUUGAAUAUAUGCUUUUACAGUCAUUGUGUUGCAUGGAUUACCUCUUUCCUCCUGGGGAUCGCAGUGUCCUCUUGUUUCUUCAGCUGUUUGAAGGUCUCGAGCUCUGUGGACGACUGCUCCACCUGGUGGACACCAUGAGUCAACAUUAAUACAUAAUUUACAAGAACUACAGACACAGGAGAACGGACUACAAAGUAGUUAGUUUUAAUAUCUCACUAUAGCAUCUAAACUGCAACAGAUCUCUUCAGAUUAAAUGUGGGGAUUCCCUCCAUAAAGAAGAAUAAAUGAGGAUGAACUGACUGAUUUUAAGACUUAUCACAUUCAGUACCUGUUCCCAGAGUUCACCGUGUUGCUUCAGGAGCCCCAGGGCUCUGGACUGAAAGCCUCCCAGCAGGAUCUUCAGUUUCUUCUCCAGUUUAGCUGCUCGCCGGGCCUCUGCUGUCAUGUGGCCACGGUUCACCUGAGACAGAUAAAGAGGCAGCUAAAGAAGUGCACAAUUCAGAGUCAUUCUGUUAGCUUUUCAUGUGUCCGAGUGCUUUCUCACAUCUAGUUUUUUCUCCAGGCUUUCAAUGCGGUCUUUCUUUGACGCCAGGUUGGCCCUGGUGUAUCUGUUCUGAGCGGGUAGAUAUAAAACCUGCAGAAAGAGAGAGAGAGACCAGAUGAAUCAACUGGUUUCAUGUGAUGCUGAAGAUAUAAAGGCAGUCUAUGCUCAGGGCCGGAUGACAGAGGGAUGCUCACCUGUCCGUAGCAUUCCUCCCACACCUGGCUGUAGGCCUCCAUGCUGAGAUCACCGUGGCCCAUUCCUGCCUUCACCACCUCCAUUUCUGCUGCCAGUACAGUCUUUGCCUGUUCGUUAACAACGGUACGCAUCAUCAUUAAUAAGCACUCCUUAUACACAGAAUAUUGACGUCCAUGAAUCGAACUAGUACUGAAACAAUCGUUUCAUUUGUUUGAGUGACUUUGAAACGACGUGUCCGUUACCUGCUCCAUGUCCUCCGUGCUGAUUGGCUUGUAGGAAUGUGAUUCCAGGUACGCUAUGUGCGAAGCGUUGUUCGACGUGGAGGCGGGGCCUCUGAUUUUGCCGCGCUGCAGCUGACUGACUGCGUUGGCCCCCGGGUGGUGC